AUGCAUCCUUCAAGGGCCAAUCCUCAUACACCCUCCCUGGGAAGCCUUCUCUUACACCAGCAGUUCUCAACCCUGAACGUGCAUCAGAGUCACCUGCAGGCCCAAACCCACCGGCUGCUGGACCCCAGCCCUGGCGAUUCUGAUAUAGGAGACACUUCGCGGUAUGAGCAGCUGUCCUCUCUCCCCUCAGGCUCUCCUGCCCCGUUCACAGAGCCCAGCCCCGGGCUCGCCUCCAGUGAGACGGACAUCGCCAUCAUUGCAGGAGUGAUCGCGGCCGUGGCCUUCGUGCUGAUCUGCCUCCUCCUCCUCAUGCUGCACUACCUGUACCGGCACCAGGGCACCUACCACACCAACGAGGCCAAGGGCACCGAGUUUGCCGAGAGCGCAGACGCAGCCCUGCAGGACGACCCCUCCCUCCAGGACCAUGGUGACAGCAGCAAGAAGGAGUACUUCAUCUGAGGGACUUGACCAGGACUCACAUCCCCCGGUGUCUCCUCCUCCUCCGACCCCAGCACCCGCCCCACCUGCAGCACCAGGCAGCCCGCGGGCACCCACCACACCCUAAGACAUGCAUCUCGCCUGGGACAUUGGGUGCCACCCAGGGGAGUGGGGAGGGAGGGAACCCAAGGAUGUUCUGGCCACCCUGGAGGCCGGUCCUGGCUCUGCGGGGGGAGGAGGUCUGGGUCCUCCCAGGCAGCACAGGUGGUCACCGGCAUGUGUGAAAGUCCUCACUGGGUGUGAGCUGUGGGGGGCCAAGGGGCAGGGGGGUGAGGAAGUGAGUCAUCAGGACGCCAACUGGGGAUAAUGGCAUCCCAUCCUUGUCAUCUGGGAGACAGCAGCUGCUGGAGCUAAAAGGCACCUUUGUCUCCCCCUGAUGGGACUCUGAGUGAUUGGAAAUAAAUCUGAAAUGUAAUGGAGA
Messenger RNA from Vicugna pacos (alpaca), 919 nucleotides. The record is from RefSeq and is a predicted model, not a curated record. NCBI's taxonomy places the organism in Eukaryota, Metazoa, Chordata, Mammalia, Artiodactyla, Camelidae.